UGAAGAUCCUGGUGCAAGCCUGCGUUGAAAGCAUGACGGACAGGAACGGCACCCCGGCAGGAAACCUCCGGCCCAAACUGAAGGAGCUCCUGGGCCGCGUCAGCUCCCGCCACAGCACCGACUCUGAGGUGUGGAGGCAGUACGCUCUUCUGUACGGUGACGGCCACAGCCUUGACCCAGAGGACAACGAAAAGGCCCAUCAGUUCUUGUCUAAAGCUCAUCGCUGUGAGGUCCAGACCGGAGGCUGGGACAAAGACCCGGCUCUGUUUAAGGAGGUGAUCAGAAGAGCCGUCUCUAUGGGUGAAGUGACCAUCAGCUGCAGUCAGAAGAAGACGAAUCCUAAAGAAGCUCUGCAGAUGCUCUCCUCCUCCCGCCUCAGCCUCAGGAGUCUGGCCACUAAAGCUAAGCAAAUGCACACUGAUGUGGCCACGGGUCAGGUUCACGCUGAGCUGCAGGACGGUGUCGCUGCUCUGGAACAACUCAUCACAGAGCUGCAGGAGCUGAGUGGGAAGCUGCGUGACCAAUCACAGUGACCGACCUCCUGAGGAAGAUCAGAAGCAGGGCCUCUGAAACUCCAGGACGCUCAGUCAUAGAGAAGAAUCAGGGACAGGACUAGAGACUGUAGAGCUGCAGACUUCAGCCUCAUGCAUGGUUAAAUCAAGUCUUACAUGUCCUGAUAGAGAAUAAUCUGUAGCUCUGGAAGCCAAAGGACUGUAAUUUCAUAUGCCUGUAUCAUCUAAUCAGAAUGGAAACCAUGGCUUUAAUAGUAAAACCUUUACAAUA
Cheilinus undulatus (humphead wrasse) is the source of this 783-nucleotide messenger RNA. Its product is annotated as tetratricopeptide repeat protein 27-like. The transcript is spliced from 4 exons. The record is from RefSeq and is a predicted model, not a curated record. The coding region runs from base 33 to 533 and encodes 166 amino acids. NCBI's taxonomy places the organism in Eukaryota, Metazoa, Chordata, Actinopteri, Labriformes, Labridae.